AUGGACGAAAUAUUACUAAUAAACGAAGGACUUCGUGUCGGUUUGGACGUUGAUUACAAUGAGUUUUUCCAUCCGAACGUUUGUCACGUAUGCAAGUGGACGAACCAAAACUUGUUAACAUAUUGCGACCGAUGUUACAUGAUCUCUUACUGCAGCGAGGACCAUAAAAUGCAGGACAAGCCGUACCACGCCGACCUUUGCGCAAUUAUAGCAGAUUUCCAAAAUGACGAUCCACGUUUCUUCAAUAGGAGUUAUAGCGACAAGAAUUGGAUGCGAACGCGGGAGGAACUUAUACGAAAAGUCAGGGUAUUACUGGAACGUGAACUAAGGCCGCAUGAAGUGCAAAUGUUCAUGAACCCGAGGAAGUGUUUCGAGUGUCAUCAACGGAUCGUUCACGUCGUGUGUCCGAAAUGUCUUUCCGUUAGCUAUUGCCUUUCUCACAAGCACAAAUUUAACUCGCACCUCGAGACGGAGUGCACUUUCUUCGCAAUCAGUCUCAUCAUAGAUAUUAAGUUUCUUGAACAAUCGGUAUGGGAAUCAGUACGCGUCGAUUUCUCCACAUUUCCCGAUAAAAGAAAGCAUUUCAACGACAUAGAAUCAUUUUGUAAUCAAUAUUACUCGAAAAAGAAGGAACAUACAAACUGGGAUAUUAAUAAACUCGUCUUUAGCGAUUACGUGUCUGAUCCGUUGACCGUAUACAAUGGAUUGCAGUCUGCAAAGUUGUUUUAUCCGGAAAAGAUAACGGGUACCUUCGUUAUUCAUAUUAUUAGCGCGACCGAUAUAGAAAGGCGAUAUUUCCCAGCCUGGGAACUUUUCUUACAUUUCUUGAGUGCAAAGACAAAAUUGGUAAUUGUAAUGUUAGGGUUAGAAUUACAGCACGAAAUUAAGGAACACAACAUUUGUUCUUGUUGCGAAGAAGCUGAGAAACGAUUAAUUUUUGAAUCUUUUCCUUUAUUGUACCACAAUUACAUGUACAGUACUAAGUAUAGACGACCAAAUGUGAUCGUAGGAUUUCAAGCACGGUUUCAUUAUGGGAAGACAUGGUCGGAAUCUAUAAGAGCAAUACAGUCUCAGAAUUGUCCCUUACUUUUAACCGCUAUAUUGGAAAAUAUAACAGAAGAUAACGUAACUGAGAUAAGAAGAGUUCUGGGCGAUUCCGUAACUCCUGUCCUUCAUGUCGACUGUAAAAAUAAAUUUACUUCUUGUAGACCGUACAGGGAAGUGUUUGGCAGUCUAAUGUUUCGUAACUCACAAUUAAUUAUUUACAAAAAUUUAAAUCACUGA
This is a messenger RNA of Dinoponera quadriceps, 1284 nucleotides long. RefSeq lists its product as uncharacterized. Gene Ontology annotation, cellular component: extrinsic component of mitochondrial inner membrane. The record is from RefSeq and is a predicted model, not a curated record. NCBI's taxonomy places the organism in Eukaryota, Metazoa, Arthropoda, Insecta, Hymenoptera, Formicidae. The transcript has a single exon. Bases 1 to 1284 code for a protein of 427 amino acids.